UAGCUACCCACAUUUUGACAGUUGAAAGCACACAGCUCGCAUUUUUGAAUUAUUUAUUUUAAAUCAAUUUAUAAAUUAAACUUACAGUUAAGGAGCGAAGCUGCAAACAGCAGCGCUGACAAAAUCAGUUGCUUUUAACGCACUGCACAAGCGUUCGCGUAGGCAGUUCGCCUGGGCAGCCGUUUGGCGGCCUGCUUAUAUAAUCGCCGGAUGAGUCUUUACAGCAGCUCGGUGCGACGUCUGCUCGACAGUUGGCCCGGCAAGCGGCGCUUUGGCAUCUACAGAUUCCUGCCGCUCUUCUUUGUGCUGGGCGCGGCGCUGGAGUUCUCCAUGAUCAAGUGGACCGUGGGCGAGACAAACUUCUAUCGCACAUUCAAGCGGCGCCAGGCCAAGAACUACAUCGAGGAGCAGCAGCAACACCUGGCGCAGCCGCAACCCACAGCCACAGCCACAGCCACAGCCUAGGCAUGCCCGCGGGCGUUUCAUGGG
Messenger RNA from Drosophila virilis, 489 nucleotides. RefSeq names its product sloth 1 (gene sloth1). The record is from RefSeq and is a predicted model, not a curated record. NCBI's taxonomy places the organism in Eukaryota, Metazoa, Arthropoda, Insecta, Diptera, Drosophilidae.